AUAUAAAGCCUGCUAAUCGUGCCCGUCCAUUGUACACAUAAAACGACAUGGCUUUCUCCUGGUACCCAGGCGCUUGCUCGACAACAUACACUCACCAUGAGGAAACGAUCAAGCUACCCACCAAGACUGGGCCUACACGACAUCUCUCGGAAAUCUGUAAGGACGUGAUUCCAGCAUGCAACCUCAAUCCGUUCCUGUUCAAUGGCCACCUCCAGACCGCGUGGACAGCAAUGAAAUACGAUGGUCCAGCAAUCCAUUAUAAGCGUCGAGUUUUCAAGCAAGAGGACGAGGACUUCAAAGGUCACUUUACAGUAGAUUUUGUGACCUCUCCCCCUGAAACAGCUGGGGAAGCCAAGGACGGCGGACCAGAAGACGUUGGCUUGCGAGAAGACCCCAUGGGCGUGGGCCAUAAUGAGCUCCCACCCAGAACGACUUAUUUCAGCGAUAAAGAGUUCGAGAACCUGGCAACCGAAGACACGAAGCCGCUGCUUAUCACUCUUCACGGCUUGAGUGGCGGAUCGUACGAAACGUAUCUCAGACACGUUCUUGAGCCCUUGGUCAGGGCUGCGCCUGAGAAUGACAAGGCUGCUACUACAGGAAUAUCUGGAGGAGAAUGGGAAGCUCUAGUGGUCAACAGCCGUGGUUGUGCUGGAUCCAAAAUCACAACGAGUAUACUGUACAAUGCGAGAGCAACGUGGGACAUUCGCCAAACCGUUCAGUGGGCCAGAAAAACAUGGCCAAACCGACCGCUUUAUGGAAUAGGGUUUUCUUUGGGCGCGAAUAUACUCACCAAUUAUCUUGGCGAAGAAGGCGACAAAUGCAUUCUGAAUGCUGCGGUCGUGGUUUCCAAUCCCUGGAAACUUGAGUUGAGUAACAUGUUCUUGCAAAGCACUUACAUUGGCCGGAAUGUCUAUUCGAAAACAAUGGGACGAAACAUGCUUCGACUUUUCGAUGCCCACAAGGAGCAAAUUACGAAGAACACUUCUAUUAAGAUUGAGGAAAUCCACAAGCUCCGAUUCCUUCACGAGUUCGAUCGGGCUGUGCAAUGCGCCACCUGGGGCUAUCCAACAGAAGGCGCGUACUAUCGCGAUGCGAGCAGCUCGGAUAGCGUAAUGUCGGUUCGAAUUCCGGUGCUGUGCAUCCACGCGAUCGAUGAUCCCAUCGCCUGCGACCAGGCGGUGCCGUACGCCGAGAUCACGCAGAAUCCGUAUGUGGUCAUGGCGGCUACGAGCUCGGGUGGACAUCUGGCAUGGUUCGAAUUGGGAGGUGGAAGAUGGCAUGCGAAGCCUGCUGUCGGGUUCUUGAAUGCCAUGCGAGAUAUUGACUUCGACAAGAUCGAAGUCCCUGUUUUCGGCAGGCAAGGUCCGCAUGGAGGCCACGCUACGCCCUUCGUUUAUGAUUCGAUGCGGAGGAAAUCAUAUCGACCGAACAAGGAGUAGGGGUCACCCAGAAAAGCGACAGAUCUAGUGCCAGCGUGGCGCGCCGCCAGAUAGACGACGAUAGAUGAUAGACCUGUACAGCCCAAUGCAUGCAUGCAUCGAGCGCAAGCUCAACCGAAGCUGACACGCUUUCUCAGCUUCACCUUCUUCGAACCAUCGUCAACCUUCUUGUUGCUUCGAUCGCCAUCCUCGCCAUCGCCAUCUCUGUCACUCCGACGUCUCUUGCUCUUCUUGCCCUCGGUCUUGAUGUUGGCUUUCCGAUCUUCCAUCUCAGAUUUCUUGCCCGCAACUCUCUUCUCAGCUUCCGCCAACUUCGCCGCCCGGACCUCCUCCAGCUGUCUGGUCUUCAUCAUCUUACUCUCGAGAUUGCCUUCCUUCUCCGCCAUGACCAUGGCCAUGAUCACGUUCAUGCUUUCCUUGUCAUCCACGAAGACCUUGCCCUUCUUCUGAUUUGGAGGUUUAGAGACACCUGCGGGGAUGAUUCCAUUGAGCUGCGGCACUUUCAAUUCCGACUCUGUGUACCGCUUGUGAGGGGGAAGCUUCGAUUUUGCCGUGCCUUGCUUUACUGCUUUGUUCGUCUUCACCGGAGGCGCUUUCUUGCCGGGCUUUUUUGAUUUGGUCGGCGGGCCGCUGGCGGAAGACGACUUCGAUGGAGUACGCUUGGGUCCACUGCUGGGCCUCGUAACGCGAUUCUGUUUGGGGG
Sphaerulina musiva SO2202 is the source of this 2142-nucleotide messenger RNA. RefSeq names its product AB-hydrolase YheT. Lineage: Eukaryota; Fungi; Ascomycota; Dothideomycetes; Mycosphaerellales; Mycosphaerellaceae. The record is from RefSeq and is a predicted model, not a curated record. Bases 48 to 1439 code for a protein of 463 amino acids. Gene Ontology annotation, biological process: medium-chain fatty acid catabolic process; medium-chain fatty acid biosynthetic process. The transcript is spliced from 5 exons. Gene Ontology annotation, molecular function: acetylesterase activity; monoacylglycerol lipase activity.